Molecule: messenger RNA, 1182 nt
Organism: Closterium sp. Naga37s-1
Lineage: Eukaryota; Viridiplantae; Streptophyta; Zygnematophyceae; Desmidiales; Closteriaceae
Source: the annotation of a GenBank genome assembly
AUGCCUCUUACGUUCCACCUUCAGUCGUAUGGGGUAUCAUUUCAGGCAGAUAUGCGUUCACUAGACGGGACGGGAGAGGCCGCGACGAGAGAUAAGGCCACGCGACGAGAGAGGAGGGGACGCGACGAGAGAGGAGGGGAUGCGACGAGAGAGGAGGGGACGCGACGAGAGAGGAGGGGAUGCGACGAGAGAGGAGGGGACGCGACGAGAGAGGAGGGGACGCGACGAGAGAGGAGGGGACGCGACGAGAGAGGAGGGGACGCGACGAGAGAGGAGGGGACGCGACGAGAGAGGAGGGGACACGACGAGAGAGGAGGGGACGCGACGAGAGAGGAGGGGACGCGACGAGAGAGGAGGGGUCGGAACGGGCGGGGACGAGAGGAGGGGCGUCGAGAGCAGAGGGGACGGGAGGGCACACCCUGUGGGUGGGAAGGGGUUCAGUCUCAACAGGCGCACAUCUGCCACAUCCCCUUUUCCUUACCCCCGUCUCCCAUGCCCUUCCCCUCAUCCCCCUUUCUCUUUCCUCCAUUCCCCUCCCCACAACAGCAUCCCCCUUUCCAUUUCCCCCAUCCCCCUUCCCGUCCCAGCAUCCCCCUUUCCCUUUUCCCCAUCCCCCUUCCCGUCCCAGCAUCCCCCUUUCCCUUUCCCCCAUCCCCCUUCCCAGCAUCCCCCUUUGCUGCCCCUUCUGCUAUCACCUCCCUUCCCCCUCUGCUAUCACCUCCCUUCCCCCUCUGCUAUCACCUCCCUUCCCCCUCUGCUAUCACCUCCCUUCCCCCUCUGCUAUCACCUCCCUUCCCCCUCUGCUAUCACCUCCCUUCCCCCUCUGCUAUCACCUCCCUUCCCCCUCUGCUAUCACCUCCCUUCCCCCUCUGCUAUCACCUCCCUUCCCCCUCUGCUAUCACCUCCCUUCCCCCUCUGCUAUCACCUCCCUUCCCCCUCUGCUAUCACCUCCCUUCCCCCUCUGCUAUCACCUCCCUUCCCCCUCUGAUAUCACCUCCCUUCCCCCUCUGCUAUCACCUCCCUUUCCUCCCAUGCCUCACCUCGCUUUCCUCCCUUGCCUCACCUCGCUUUCCUCCCAAGCCUCACCUCGCUUUCCCCACUUGUCUCCCCCCUACUUCCCCUAUUGCCCCAUCUGUUGACGUGCUUGUUCCAGCAUGGCGCCACAAACAGGUUGAAUCCUAA